Otolemur garnettii (small-eared galago) is the source of this 1348-nucleotide messenger RNA. It is a transcript of the gene MTX2, whose product is annotated as metaxin 2. Bases 220 to 1011 code for a protein of 263 amino acids. The transcript has 10 exons. Gene Ontology annotation, cellular component: SAM complex. Gene Ontology annotation, biological process: mitochondrion organization. Lineage: Eukaryota; Metazoa; Chordata; Mammalia; Primates; Galagidae. The record is from RefSeq and is a predicted model, not a curated record.
GCGGGGCCAGCGGAAGUGCUCGCGCGCCUCUGUCAGCUGCGCCGGAAGUUCCUGGCCGGCCUGGCGGUAACCUUGGGAUCCUCGCUGCCGCCGGGGUGGGCUUUGCGAGUCCUAGCCGCGGCUAAAGUAGGCUCAUUAGUUGUCAGGAGCUGCCGGGCUUGAGGAGGACGCUGAGGGGUACGUGGGGCAGGCCCCCGGGCGCGGAGCCUCCCAGCCGACAUGUCGCUAGUGGCGGAAGCUUUCGUCUCCCAGAUCGCAGCUACAGAACCUUGGCCUGAAAAUGCUACAUUGUAUCAGCAACUGAAAGGGGAACAAAUUUUGCUUUCUGACAAUGCUGCUUCUCUUGCUGUGCAGGCCUUUUUGCAAAUGUGUAAUCUGCCUAUCAAAGUAGUUUGUAGGGCAAAUGCAGAAUAUAUGUCUCCAUCUGGUAAAGUACCUUUUAUUCAUGUGGGAAAUCAAGUAGUAUCAGAACUUGGCCCAAUAGUCCAAUUUGUUAAAGCUAAGGGCCAUUCUCUUAGUGAUGGGCUGGAUGAAGUCCAAAAAGCAGAAAUGAAAGCUUACAUGGAAUUAGUCAACAACAUGCUGUUGACUGCAGAGUUGUAUCUUCAGUGGUGUGAUGAAGCUACAGUAGGGGAGAUUACUCAUGCUAGGUAUGGAUCUCCUUACCCUUGGCCUCUGAAUCAUAUUUUGGCCUAUCAGAAACAGUGGGAAAUCAAACGUAAGAUGAAAGCUAUUGGUUGGGGUAACAAGACUCUGGACCAGGUUUUAGAAGAUGUAGACCAGUGCUGUCAAGCUCUUUCACAAAGACUGGGAACACAACCAUAUUUCUUCAAUAAACAGCCUACUGAACUUGAUGCACUGGUAUUUGGCCAUCUAUACACCAUUCUUACCACACAGUUGACCAAUGAUGAACUUUCUGAGAAGGUGAAAAACUAUAGCAACCUCCUUGCUUUCUGUAGAAGAAUUGAACAGCACUAUUUUGAAGAUCGUGGUAAAGGCAGGUUGUCUUAGACUUAUGUGUUAAUUAAGUUAUUUUUAAAAAAUCUAACUUUUGAAAUGUUACUUGAAUGUUAUAAUAGAUAUUGUAUCAAAAUUUUAAAACCAAAUCACUGCUUUUUGAAACCUGAGAACAAAUUAUAUAAUGUAUCCUAUAUGUGUACUUUAUAUUAUUGUUUUGUGUUCACAUUUAAAGAAUUCCAAAUUUUUUUCACUUGAUAUAUUGUAUUCUUUAUCUUGAAAUUUUUGUUUCCUUGAAACAUGUAUGCAUAUAAAAAUAAAGCUUAAACUACUGCAUGGGUGUUAUAUUUAUUUUCUUUUGAUCUUACUGAAAGCUACUCAUUGAGCUUUA